AUGGCCAUAGAUGGUGUCGCUCCGAGAGCCAAAAUGAACCAGCAACGAUCCAGACGAUUUAGGACGGCGAAGGAGACAAAGGACCUCGUCGAGAAAGCCCUCAGGAAGGGAGAGAAACUACCAGACGAGAAGGCAUUUGACAGUAAUUGUAUCACACCAGGAACACCUUUUAUGGCUCGACUAUCGUUGCAACUACAGUACUUUGUAAACAAAAAGAUUACGGAAGACUCCAAUUGGCGAGAUGUACAAGUAAUUCUGUCCGGUCACGAGGUGCCUGGCGAGGGUGAACACAAGAUUAUGGAAUACAUCAGGCUCAGUAAAGCUCAGAAGGACUAUAAUCCAAACACUCGGCACUGUCUCUACGGUUUGGAUGCGGAUCUCAUCAUGCUGGGCCUCCUAAGUCACGACCCGCACUUUGCUCUAUUGCGAGAAGAAGUCAAGUUUGGACCUCAAGCCAAAAAGAAGAGCGGGACCUUGGAGACCCAAUCCUUCUUCCUUUUGCACCUAUGCCUCUUCCGGGAGUAUCUCAACCUCGAAUUCCAGCCACUAUGGGACCCUAAAGCCAUCAAUAUCGCGGAUCCCUCAGCCAGCUCCAAGCCAAUCCUACCGUUCGAAUACUCCCUGGAGCGCAUCAUCGACGACUUUAUUCUGCUAGCAGUGUUCGUUGGUAACGAUUUCCUUCCCCACCUACCCGACCUUCACAUCCACGACAACGCCUUGGAAGUGCUCUUCGAAAAGUAUCGGGAAACUCUUCCAAAGGCUGGUGGCUACCUCAACGAGAGUGGAGUCAUCAACACCGAACGACUGCAGAUGGUACUUGAUGCUUUGGCAACUUUUGAACAGCAGGCGUUUGAGAAGGAACACUCUGACAUGAACUGGUUCAAAAGCAAGCAACGGCCCAAGCAAUUGGAUACGCUUGUCGAGCGAGGCGGAACAGGCGGCUCAACGAUCACACGUGAUCAGCAGCAAAUGUUCAAGACUAUCGAAGCAUUCGUUUUACAAGCACGUGGCAAAAGGCAGCCACAACAAGUCGAUCAGGAAGUUGAAGGAGUGACCAAGCUCUCCUUUGUCAACACAUUUGCAGCACGGGAUAGGGCUUUCCUCUCACAAGUUGCAAAGGACUUGCAUCUCUCCCUGACAUGGGACGAGUAUAAUGAUGAGGAUCAGAAUCUCGCCGUUCUUCGACUCCCCUCCGCAGCGAAUGAGGAUGAGGAUAGUGACGAAGACGAGGAAGGGCGACGAGCUGUCGACCGGGUGCUCAAGAAGUAUGCUCGAGCUAAGAUUCUUGAAGAUGAGGGAACGUUUGACGAGCGAUACGAAACCACUCUCAAAGCCAGAAUGGACAAUUGGAAGCGACAGUACUAUCAGGAGAAACUCGAGAUUAAAUACGACGACAAGGAGGCCAUGGAUAAGCUCGUGUAUCGCUACAUUGAGGGCCUUCAGUGGGUUAUGCAUUAUUACUACAGCGGAGUCGCAUCCUGGGGAUGGUUCUACGACUAUCACUAUGCUCCUAGAAUAUCCGACUUAAAGGGUGUCGAUAAGAUGAAGUUUGACUUCAAACUUGGCAUCCCGUUCCGACCCUACGAACAGCUUAUGGGCGUGCUACCUGCUGCGAGUCAAGAGCAUAUCCCGCAGGCCUACAGGGAUCUCAUGUACGACCCGACGUCUCCGAUUCUCGACUUUUACCCGACAGACUUUGAGAGUGAUCUCAAUGGAAAGAAGCAGGAAUGGGAGGCGAUUGUCAAGAUUCCAUUUAUCAACGAACAACGUCUACUACAGGCCAUGGCCUCUCGAGAACAUCGGCUGACGAAAGAGGAGAAGGAGCGGAACACCGUUGGAACAAGCCUCACCUUUACCUACUCCCCCAAUCAAGACAUCGUUUAUCCCUCAUCCCUCCCUGGCUUCUUCCCUGACAUUCAUCAUUGCCAUUGCAUCACCAAGCCGUUUAACCUACCGACGCUCGAUGGUUUGCACCUCGUCAAAGGUCUACUUGAAGGCGUUGGUCUGGGUGUACAUGCCAUGGCUGGCUUCCCAUCUUUAGACACGCUCCCUCACACGGCGCAGCUGAUACAUCACUCGGUCAAUGUCUUCCAGGCUGACAGCCGAAACCAAUCCGUCGUCUUAUACAUCAAGAACCUCUGGGAAGGUAGCAAUACCCUCAAGGCGGCUGAAAAGCUCAUUGGAAAGCGAGUCUUUUACAACUGGCCAUUCUUGCAAGAGGGCAUGGUCGUUGCUCUUUCCGACUCUCAUUUCCGUUAUGAGUAUCAACGUUAUGGAAAUGGCGUCAAGGUUGCGGGUAGUCAGCACAGCGCUCCUGGGUUGAGCAAUUGGGCGAGAAAAGCCGAGGGCUAUGAAUCAAGGUACUCGAAGCGAUUUGGUGUGAUCACGGGAGACGUUGAUAUCCUGGUACACGUUCGACCUCUGAAAGGGCUCAGGAGCAAGGAUGAUGGAUCGCUUGUCAAAGACUGGGACGAUGCCGACAAGGAGACAGAUCUUCCGCUGCAAAUGCUUGUCCAGGAGGUCAACUUUGAAGACGAGCGCUUCAUGGAACAGGCAGCUCCCUCACUUGUGGACGAGUUUCCGCAAGGAAGCAAGGUCUUUUUCCUUGGUGAGCAUGCCUACGGUGUGGUUGCUCAAGUCGAAGGCGUCGAAAAAAAUGCGCUCACAGUCACUCUUGCCUUUUUCCCGAAAGAAAAGGCAGAGAACGAGCAGCUCACGAAUAUCGCUUUGAGUGCGGCACAGCCGGACUACUAUACAGCCUACAAUGUCGCUAACAUGCUCCGCAUGACUGGCCUGGCGGUUUCCAAGAUCACUUCGAGUCUCAUGGUCAUUAGCUCCGAUGGAUCAAAGACCAAUCUCGGCCUGAGCCUCAAGUUCCAAGGCAAAGGCUUGAAGGUACUCACAUAUACAAGGAUGGAGGGAAAUGGCUGGGAGUUCAGUGCCAAAGCGGUCGAAUUGCUACGUGAUUACAAGGCAGCGUUCCCUCAGCUGUUCAGCAAGCUGGAUAACCGAGGAGAUGCCAUGCUCAAGGCUUCCGAGGUCUUUAUUGGCAAAGAUCCUGAUGCGCAAGUCAAGGCCGCCAAAGCAUGGCUCGCCGAGCGCGGUAUCAAAGACUUGGAACCUGUACCACUCAGUACCGAGACCCUUGAAAAGGAAACAAUCUCUCAAAUUGAGGCUGCAGCGGCUCAGAUUGCUGCCAGCCGAACGGCGACAGGAAUCAAGAAGGCAAAGGUCCAAGGCAUUCCGCGCCAGGCGGUCCUGAAGCCCAUCCAAGUCCAUUCCCGCUUGAAGGAUCAAGUAUUCAAGUUGGGAGACAGAGUCAUCAUGGUCCAAGACUCUGGUGGAGUGCCAUUGUGCAACAAGGGAAUCGUCGUCGGUAUCGUUGACAAGAUGAUUGACGUUGUAUGGGACAACGCAUUCAUCGGCGGGUCAACGCUUGGUGGACGGUGUUCCGAGUAUCGUGGUUCGACAUGCACGAUCAACUCUUGCCUCAACCUCACGAAUCAGCAAUUCAUUGUGGCCACCACACCAACACAACAAGCGCGAUCGGUGCCCGUUCACCUCGAAAAUGCGUACGGAAUCGUCACAUCUUCUCCAACACCCACCAAUGGACGAGGUCGUGGGACGCCGCCAAUGCGGAUCAUGUCUAAUCACAAUAGUGGACGUGGAACACCGACUAAUGGGACGCCUAACUCGAAACCACAACGAGGGACUAAUGGGUAUUCUGGAGGUCUUGCACCGACAAAUCAUCAACAGACAUCCUCGGAAUCUCGAGUUCCAAUGCAAGACGAUCCGCCAGCGGUCAACUUGUUCCACGCAGCAAGAGGACGGGGCUUACGAGGUCGUGGACCGGUUAUUCCACGUGGUGGUCGUGGUGGACCGCAUCAAGCCAUUUCCGUGCUUCAACGACCAUUGCCAACUCCGCCGCAGAACCAAGCUCAGCAAAACCAGCCUUCACCAGCGGCUCAAUCUGCACCUGCCCAGGUUCAAGUUCGCCUCGUGCAGGAAGAUGGCCCACAACGCCAGAGGGGCCGAGGAGGAUUCAACGGCCGAGGCGAGCAGCGCGGACGAGGUGGACGGGGUGGAGGACGUGGACAGCGACCACAAAACUCGCCAACUGUCCCGUCAUAA
Serendipita indica DSM 11827 is the source of this 4131-nucleotide messenger RNA. NCBI's taxonomy places the organism in Eukaryota, Fungi, Basidiomycota, Agaricomycetes, Sebacinales, Serendipitaceae. The record is from the annotation of a GenBank genome assembly.